GCUUGUGCCUCUGUGUUAGGCAGCAUGAAGUCAGUUGCUGUAACUUUCUGUGUCCUUUGCUUUCAAUUUGAAGCCCUGUAUGGAGUUGAUAGCUGCUCGUCAAGACCGUGCAAAAAUAUAGAACAGCCUCAUGUCUCUGACCCCCAGAUGAUGGUGGAAUUUGAAAAUGGAAACUUCAAGUUCACAUUCCCCAACCCCAAAAAUGUGAGUGAGUUCAGCAUGAUCCUCUUCAAAGGGCAUGAAAAGAAGGAGAUCUGUGCACUCCAUUUGAGUGAGGAGAAAGUUAUCCCCAAGAGCAAUGUCACCUACUGUCAGACAGAGCAUUCAAAUAACAGCACCACAUUCAUUCUUAAAAAUCUGGAAAGAAAGCAUAUUGACAUUUAUACCUACUGCCUGGAAAUAUUCAUACCUCCUCCUUAUAUAGACUGCCGGCUGAAAGAAACUUAUUUGUACAUUCAAGAUAAGGAAGACGGCAUUUCACUGGGACUCAUGUCAUGGAUAAUCAUUGGCUUGAUCAUGUUUGCCAUGAUUUCCUGUGUCUGCUGUAUUGUAGCCUGUUGCUUAAGGAAUAAGAAUCAGCAGUGUGAAUCCAACUCCCAUGAGUACAACAGUGAAUAUAUGCCCAUGGCAGCAGUGAAUGCAGCUAAAAAAACAAGAAUCUGAGGUAUAAAUUGCUUGUGUUAUGGAAAUUCUGGCAGCAGAGGUUUCCAGCUACUUGAACUUGGACAAUGGGAAAUUAGCAUUUCCUCACCUUUCCCAGCCUCCCUGAGCUCUUGUGAUGGUCCUGUGCUCAGUCACCAGACACCCACUGUAGUACUGUUCUGAGUUGUGUUUUGCUCUAACCUUGUGUUAACUGUCACACUGCCUGAUCCACUGACUUGUACAUGAAGUGCUAACAAUGUGUUGUUAUCAGCUUUUAGUUGAAGAAAAUGUAGUGAGUUUGCUUGAGAGUAGAUUCCCAUAGUGGCUACAGAGAUAACUUUUAUUUUGUACAGUCUCCUUUGUGAUAAACUUUCCACUGUGGACCAAAAAAACCCCCCCCAAAAAAGACUACCUCCAACGCCAAUCCUUGUGGCACAGUCAUGAAGCACUGUCAAUGUAUUGCACAUGCCCUUUUGUUAGGGCUAGUUUAGCCUGACAUUAUUGAUUCAUCCUCGGAUUUACUGUCAAUCUUCUUAGUACUACACUAGGACAGUGUGGUAUGCACACAUGUUCUCCUGCACCAGGCUGCAGGACAGCAGGGGAGCAAAACCUGAGGAAGAACAACACAGUACAGGAUCCACUGUGACACAGCACCUCAGGGAUGUUUGUGCUAUUUGAUACAACUUUGCCACUCACAUCUUGGGGCUCCUCUUAUUUAAUUCAGUUCUGAAAUCUGUUAUUACCAAAGGAAUAUUUUACUUUGAGGACUGCAAUUAUUCUUUAAAUCGAUUCAGAUCAGAUCCUGAACCAAGAGGCACGACCUCUCCUGUUCACGUGUCUUGCAGCACAAAUAUAACCCAGUCCAUAAGGCCAGUAUGUUGAUGGACUCUGAACCUUUCUGUUGUGGUUUGACAUGAAACCUUUACCACUUCUCCUGUGGGUUCAGGAGUUACUUGACCUGCCUCAGAUUGUUCAGAGCCUUCAGGAUUAAUUAAAUGAUCAGUCUUUCAUGAUCCUUGUAAUAUCACGGGCACAAGCUGGAACAGAAAGUUCCACUUGAACAUGAGGAAAAACAUCUUUCCUGUGAGGGUGAGGGAGCCCUGGCACAGGCUGCCCAGGGAGGGUGUGGAGUCUCCUCUGGAGGUUUUCAAAACCCACCUGGGUGUGUUCAUGUGUGACCUGUUGGAGGAGAACGUGCUCUAGCAGGUGAGUUGGACUAGAUGAUCUCUAGAGGUCCCUUUCAACCCCUAUCAUUCUGUGAUUCUGUGAAAUCCAUCAAAACUCCGACCAUAAAUGACGAAUGAGGAAUAUAGCCUAGAUAUGUUGCCAGACACCAUUUGGCUGCUAGAUGCAGAACAGUGCAUUGAUUCUCUCUGCAAUUCAAAACAACAAAUACAGGUCAGAGGACAUUAUUGUGAAAGACACAUAGCCUGCUCACCUGGUAAACAGAAGGCUGGGUUCAAAUUUGCUCACAGGACUGUCAGGCAUGAAGAGGUCAUAAGCUGGUUUGUCAAGAACAGAGCUUUCCUGGAAAAACACCUAAAUGCAGAGAAGUAGUGCAGAGAGAAGGUGCAAUUUGUUAAAGCAUCAAAUGAAGUGGGGACUGACCAUUUCACAGCAGGUACCGUGCUUAGAUAACCAGCUCCCAGGCAGAGAUGUAGAGGGGCACCCUGGUAUGUUGGGUGAUAUUACAGUCUCUCCUGUUGUUCCUUUGCCACAUUAACCUCCUGAGCAAAUAAAACUCUCCUCUGUACAUCCACGAGUACACCGAUUUCAUCAUUUAAAAACAUAUUCGUAAAAUUUUGCCUUUGAAAACUAUUGCCUUUGACAAUGAGUUCUUUUGAUAAUUAUUGGUGAAAACAGCUAACCUUCACUGCCUAUGAGAAAUGCUGGAUACAAAAUUCUACGUAACAGUGUAAGUUACAUAUGAUCCUGUGUAACAGUUCCAUCCCCUGGAAUCAGACUGAAAAGGAAAUUUAAAGAAUAAAGAGUUUCUGAAGGAAGGAAAAACUUGAGAUUUGCCUUGACAUGCUGCUAGAUGAAGGACAAAUGUGAUGAAAGUGUGAACAAGGUAGUUCAAAAUACAUGUUCUACUCUGGAGACAUAAAUGAUUUACACCUAUUGUAAAAAAAACUUUUGAAAGAC
Molecule: messenger RNA, 2787 nt
Organism: Colius striatus (speckled mousebird)
Lineage: Eukaryota; Metazoa; Chordata; Aves; Coliiformes; Coliidae
Gene: ICOS
Product: inducible T cell costimulator
Exons: 6
Coding region: 25-663 (212 amino acids)
Biological process (GO): T cell tolerance induction; T cell costimulation; cell-cell adhesion
Source: RefSeq, a predicted model, not a curated record